Messenger RNA from Metschnikowia bicuspidata var. bicuspidata NRRL YB-4993, 773 nucleotides. RefSeq lists its product as uncharacterized. The transcript has a single exon. NCBI's taxonomy places the organism in Eukaryota, Fungi, Ascomycota, Pichiomycetes, Serinales, Metschnikowiaceae. The record is from RefSeq and is a predicted model, not a curated record. The coding region runs from base 292 to 576 and encodes 94 amino acids.
AAAGGACCUCGUAGUGGACCUCAGAAUCUAAUAAAUGCUCCGAAUAAACUUAACUAAUAAAUGUGCUCCUUAAAUGGACCGCAUAGUGGACCUAAUCAAUGUACUUCACAUAGACAUCGUGAUGGACCUCAUAACGGACGUUAUUAUGGGCCUCGAUACACACCUCAUAUUAGGCCUCAUAAUAGACCUCAUAAUUCAUCCAUGAAGGACCUCAUGCUGGACCUCAUACUGGACCUCAUAAUGAACCUGAUAAAUCUACCUAAUAGACAUAACUAAUAAAGGUACCAUAUAAUGUACCUAGUAAAUGGACCUCACGGUGGACCUUCUAAUGGACCUUAUAAUGGACCUCAUGCUGGACCCUAUAAUCCUUCCAUAAAGGACCUCAUACUAGUCCUAAUAAAGGUACCUCCUUCUGACUUCCACGAUUUAUACACAAAAGAUCAUGAGAUCUCGCCCAUACAGACACCCACAGAAACCAUCAUGUGGCUGGCCUGGGAUAUCGUCUUAAUCGCGAUGCCCUCAUAUACCGACCAAAUCAAUCACAGUGCGCAGGCCGUGGCCAUCAAUACAAACUAGGUAUUUUGGAUCCCCGUGAUUCUUUCCAGCCCAGAACAAGAACAGAAAAGCAAUUGGCCAUACAGACUGGCCAUACGCAUUAAAAUUGCAACUGGCCACAUGGACCCAAAAUGCACCCUUCGUGGUAUCCCGUUUCCUCUCGCCGCAGUCUCUGGCUAAUAAACUGGGUGCGAGGCUGCGACAUCGCCGCGGCCUUC